GCUCGCUUGAGUGCUGACAGACAAUUAAAGCUGAUAGCCCUCCUGUGUCUGCAGAUAGCUAGGAACUUUUUGGAAGGGACUUUUCUGCAAAGUACAACAAAACUCUGCGUGACACACGCGCGCACUAACAAGACACUGACAAUGAGCGGGAGCCGCGUCUUUACCUUUAACGGUUAAAGAGACUCUGGAAUUAUAAGGGACAUCGGGUCAAUCUGGCAAUUGACAACAAAAUAUCACUGCAUUCUGCAAGUACGCGUUGUUUGCUUUCGCUCGUGUUGCUCGUGUCUUGACAUAACAGCAUUUUGAUUCAUAGCCCCGCUGUGUGUGCUGCGGCUCUGACCAUUCUUUUGUUACUACAGUGACUUACUGCUUGUGAUGGUUGUGUGCGGUGACGUUGUGGCGCUUUGUCCGUGGCUGUUGACGAGGUGCGCUGGAGAGAUAGUUGUAUUACAUCAGUGCACCAAGUGACUGGGAGUGCGACACAGAGAGGAGGAAGACAGCGGGAUUUGACCAGGUCUGGGUUAAUGGGAGAGGUGUUAAUGUUCGUUGAGAUUUGCACUAGACGCUCAAGAAGCGUUCAGCACCAUUUAGAGUAGAAAAGACGCAUUCAUGGAAUGCGACUGUGACCGCGUCCCACUGCUUAUCUAACUUGUGAACUUGCGAGUACCGGGGGAGAGACGGAGAAAGCUUAAACUAGGCGAUGGCGGAGACAAGCCUGGAGCCACUGUCUGCCCUGGAUGUUGCCAUUGAUCCGGACUUUGAGCCGCAAAAACGGCCGAGAUCAUGCACUUGGCCGCUGCCGGAGUCCAGCUCGGUGAAGCCUGCGUCCAACGACACUGACAUCAUCCCCGAGGAAGAGGAUGAUGAGGAUGACAGCGCGAUGGCAAUACACGCAAAUGGCACGGGUGCAGGAGAGGACAGCGGCAGUCCAAGCAUGGCCGAGGGACUGCUUGCCACAAGCGGUCAAGAGAACAUGGGUUCCCCGCUCUCCUCUCAGUCCUCACCCUCGACCACAGCGAGCCCGGGGGUAAACGGCCAGGGCAGCCAACAGCAAACUCCCCGAAAAUCAUCCGCGCGUAGGAACGCUUGGGGCAACCUGUCAUACGCAGACCUUAUUACUAAAGCCAUAGAGAGCGCCCCAGACAAGAGACUGACACUGUCCCAGAUCUAUGACUGGAUGGUCAGAAGCGUCCCGUACUUUAAAGACAAAGGCGACAGCAACAGCUCGGCCGGUUGGAAGAACUCCAUCCGGCAUAAUCUGUCCUUGCACAGCCGUUUCAUCCGUGUACAGAAUGAGGGAACUGGAAAGAGCUCUUGGUGGAUGAUCAAUCCUGAAGGGGGGCGGGGAGGCAAAGCACCAAGGCGACGGGCAGUCUCCAUGGACAAUGGUAACAAAUACACCAAGAGUGCACGAGGGCGUGCGGCUAAGAAAAAGGCAGCACUGCAGGCUGCCCAAGAGGGUUCACUGGAGAAUGUUUCUGGUGGUGGUCUGUCCAAGUGGCCAGGAAGUCCCACUUCCCGCAGCAGUGAUGAACUGGAAUCAUGUUGGACUGACUUCCGCUCUCGAACUAACUCCAAUGCUAGCACACUGAGUGGACGUCUAUCACCCAUUCUGGCCAACCCAGAGCUUGAUGAUGUCCCAGAUGGUCCACCCCUUUCCCCAAUGCUCUACUCCAGCCCCAGCAGCCUCUCUCCUCCCUCGUAUUCCUCAUCCAACUCCAAAACCUGCCCAGCUGAACUUCCAGGGCUAGCGGACCUGACUGGCACAAUGAAUCUCAAUGAGGCUGACAACAUAAUGGACGAUCUGUUGGACAAUAUCACUACACAAGUGCAGGCAGUUCAAAGUUCUUCUGCUUUUAGUUUUGGAUCUAAAAAUGCAGCAUCUCACCCCAGCUCCACUUCAUCCCAAACUGUGGGCAGCAACAGUGGAGGAUUCAGUAACCCCAUUUUUGGGCCUUCGACUGGAGGGCUACGUCAAACACCCAUGCAGACCAUCCAGGAAAACAAGCAAACGUCAUUCUCUAGCAUUUCUUGUUUUGGGAACUCUCUUCAAGAACUGCUGAACUCUGAUUUGUUGGUCACUCACAGUCAUAGUGAUGUCAUGAUGACACAGUCAGACCCACUCAUAUCACAGGCUAGUGCUGCAGUCACCUCUCAAAACUCCCGCCUUCGCAACAGCCUCAUGCUCCGUAAUGAUCCCAUGAUGUCAUCAUUCAGUUCUGUGCUAAAUGGGCGAAGCAGCCAUCUCCAGAACAAGCAACAUCAUCAGGGGUCCAGUGCCCAGGGUUCUUUGUGUUCCCUCUCCAACAACAGGGUGCAAAGUCUUGCUAAUGAUGCUAAUAAUUUAGUCUCUGCGAAGCAGCACCUACAGCCACAGUCCUCCAUGUUGAUGACUGAGACUUCGCUUUACUGUGGGCUGAAUGGAAGUAAUGGGAUGGGGAUCUGUCACCCCUCAGGAACAGACCGUUUUCCCUCAGACUUGGACCUUGACAUUUUUAAUGGGAGUCUGGAUUGUGAUGUGGAUUCAAUAAUCCGCUCAGAACUAAUGGACUCUGAUGGACUGGAUUUUAACUUUGAUGCAUUGGUGCAAAAUGCUGUUAGUCUGAAUCCUGUGGGAAACUUCACCGGGACAAAGCAGUCCAAUCAAAGCUGGGUACCCGGCUGACAGCAGUCACAUAG
Messenger RNA from Myxocyprinus asiaticus (Chinese sucker), 2679 nucleotides. RefSeq names its product forkhead box protein O3-like. Gene Ontology annotation, biological process: regulation of transcription by RNA polymerase II. Gene Ontology annotation, molecular function: DNA-binding transcription factor activity, RNA polymerase II-specific; RNA polymerase II cis-regulatory region sequence-specific DNA binding. The record is from RefSeq and is a predicted model, not a curated record. The coding region runs from base 701 to 2665 and encodes 654 amino acids. NCBI's taxonomy places the organism in Eukaryota, Metazoa, Chordata, Actinopteri, Cypriniformes, Catostomidae. The transcript has 3 exons. Gene Ontology annotation, cellular component: nucleus; mitochondrial matrix.